UACAGUAUCCCUUUAAUUGCACAGGAUAAUAAGAGUGACUUCCCUUUCCGGAAAAAGAUAGUAGACGCAAAUUACUCACAUAAACAGAUCUUCUGGACAGAAUACGCAAAAUGUCAGCUACACAAAACUCCAAUCCGGUGCCGGAAAGGAGAAAUCAGGUUAUGGUUGGAGAGUUGCCAACAGGGUUCCUAAGAAUCGACUCCUCCCCGCAACAACAGCAGGCCUAUGCUGAUGAGAGAGUUGCACGAGUGCUGCAGGCCCAACAGAUGUACCAGCCCAUACCAGCUAACGUGAAAGGGAGACUUAACCUUAGUAUUGUACAGGCAAAAUUGGUUAAAAAUUAUGGGUUAACAAGAAUGGAUCCCUACUGUCGUGUGAGAAUCGGGCACGCUGUCUUUGAGACACCCACCGCAUACAAUGGUGGCAAGAACCCACAGUGGGUCAGGGACAUGCAGUGCUUUUUGCCACAUGGGGUGGAGUCAUUAUAUGUGGAAAUUUUUGAUGAGAAAUCCUUCACAGCUGAUGACCGGGUUGCGUGGUCACACAUCGUGAUUCCACCUUCAGUCCUGCAGGGGGAGACCGUAGAUGAGUGGUUCACGUUGAGUGGGAAACAGGGCGAUGAAAAAGAGGGAACCAUCAAUUUGGUUCUCACAUUUACACCAGUACAAGAUCUGCCCCAGAUGAUGCCUGCCUUCCAGCCUGUGAUGUACCCAGGAACAGUGAUACAGGCACCUGGCAUGAUGUACCCACCACAACAGUUGCCUAUGCAGCAAGGGCCUGGUUACACUGAAGAAGAGUUCAAACAGGUCAAGGACAUGUUCCCUAAUUUGGAAGAUGACAUCAUACGCUCGGUGUUUGCAGCCAAUAAUGGGAACAAGGAGACCACGAUCAAUUCUUUACUGCAAAUGAGUGCUGACUGAAACUGAGUUGUUUUGGGAAAUCUGUUGACGCAUUUUCUGUUGAUUGACAAUUGUUCUGGUAUUUUGUGACUUUAAUGAAGUUUAUUUAUUUUUGUUAUUUGUUUUUUAUUUUGUAAUUCUUUAAAAUUAAUUUGAAGAUCUGUUAAUUCAAAUCGCCUUUUGAUUGAUUACAUUAUUUAUUUAAUCAUUGUUAAAGUUAGUGAAUUAGAGAUUUUAACGAUAAUAAUAUUGUUAUAGUGUUAUGAAGUGAUGGUUUUAUUGCUUAAUUAACAAAUGUGUGAAGAUAUGUACAUUAGUAUUUCUAGUAUCAAAAUGUUGAAAUUAUGAUGUGUUAAAUUUCAUUUAAACAUAGCUUAUCAUGGUUGCAGGCAUUAUACCAUAGUCAAUAUGAUUUCUUGUAAUUGUUUUUUGCAUACAUGUAUUGACAAUACAUGCUAACGUUUAAGUUAAUUUGUCAUUAGUUGUAUUCUUGUAAAACCAAGUCCACACAAAAUAAUUCAACUUUUUUAAAAAGAGAAAUGUUCAAAUGAAUAAUAAUGGUACUUUUUCAAUUGAAACAUUUUUAACCCGGUUUUCAACAAAUUUAAAAUCCUGUUUAUUAUAUUGUUAUAUGAUAGCAAGCUUACCGGGAGACCCAGUUGUUUAUAAGAAUGUAUUUAUAAGAAUACAGAAUACAUAAGAAUACAUUC
Dreissena polymorpha is the source of this 1609-nucleotide messenger RNA. RefSeq names its product toll-interacting protein B-like. Gene Ontology annotation, biological process: ubiquitin-dependent protein catabolic process. The transcript is spliced from 7 exons. Lineage: Eukaryota; Metazoa; Mollusca; Bivalvia; Myida; Dreissenidae. Gene Ontology annotation, cellular component: cytoplasm. Bases 111 to 920 code for a protein of 269 amino acids. The record is from RefSeq and is a predicted model, not a curated record. Gene Ontology annotation, molecular function: ubiquitin binding; ubiquitin conjugating enzyme binding.